Porites lobata is the source of this 930-nucleotide messenger RNA. The record is from the annotation of a GenBank genome assembly. NCBI's taxonomy places the organism in Eukaryota, Metazoa, Cnidaria, Anthozoa, Scleractinia, Poritidae.
AUGACCCGUUGUGGUCACAAAGCAAAUAAACCGAGUCAUUCUGCUCGAUGGCCAUUGCGCCAAAUGAAAAGUGACAAAAGUCAAAUGGUUACCGGGCUGAUAAGUGGUGAUUGUAGUUCACAAGAUCAUGAUAAGGCUUUGACAAGUUAUUCUUCUGAGAAAAUUGAAAAUCAUAGUGUAACUAUUUCUGAAAAUGUUGAAGUUCGUAAGAAAAGAGUGAAUUGUCAGAGGAAAAGGGACAGGGAACCAUCUCGCGUUCCUGUUAAAAUAAUUCUAAAGGCACUAAGUAAUACGAAGUCUAGGAAUAGAAUCAAGUCUUUUGUAAGACAACAUCUUCCAGACAGUUCUUUUAUCACUAAUUUAUGUAGAAAUUACAACACCUGGAAAUUCUGGUAUACCAAUGAUCAUUAUUAUAGUAAAUUUGUUUUUUACAUGAACAUACAGAAAAGAAAAUUUACAACAACAGAUAACUAUUCUACAUGUAACUGUAGACAAACACAUAUCCGUGUGGCAGAUUUAAUGAAUUCUGGUGGAAAAAGCUUUCCUCAAACUCAUAAUGAUAAUUCAAAAUUAAAUGGAGCUAUGUCUCCUGAGAAUGCUGUUAGUCAUGAUUUACCAUGGGAUUGUUUAACUGAAAGGCUUCGUCUCAUAGGACUUAUACCACAUGAUGUAGGUGGAUUUGGGGAUUGUUUCUUUAAAUCAGUUUCGCACCAACUGUAUAGGACUGCUGACUUGCAUCUUGAAAUUCGUAUGGCUGGAAUUGGCCAUUUACAGAGUUACCCAGAAUUGUAUAUUGAAAGCAUUUCUAAUGAUCACUGGAAUAACUAUAUUCAACAAAUGUCAAAACAAGGCACAUGGUGUGAUAACAUCAUAAUGCAAGCUGUAUUAAUGCAUACAACUGUGUCAUUCAUAUCACACAGUCUAAUAUAA